UGUUUAUGUCCAAUCAGAGGCCGGGAUCUGCUGCACAGCACUGAGCUCACUGAUGUGAUUUACUCUGGAGAGAAAUUGACUUUAUUGGACGCGGGACAUCAGGACACACAAGAAAGGUGAGAUGGAGGGGUUGAGGGCAGCGAUUGUGCUGUUUGUGGUGGCAGCGUACACAACCUGUAAACCUAUGGACUGGCCCCAUCACAUAUGCGCUAUUACCGACAGCCAGGAGUCCGCAGAGUCCAACGAGUCGAGUGAGGAGGGGCUGGCUCUGUCCCAAUCCACCCCACAGCCCAUGCUCCUGAGUACGGCGGCGCCGGACAGCGUGGAGGAGCCGGAGGUCAGGUCCGAGGGGCCGGAGGUCAUCCACAACACCACAACCAAUCAGCCGGCUCCGCCACUCGCUGACCCCACCACAUUCGCCCCGGUUAUCAACGACCUCACCACACCCCCACCCCUUAUCCCAGAUGCCACACCGGGUCCUGCAGGGCCGACGGACCCCAGCGCAGGAAUGCCGAACCCCCCGGCCGUGACCACACCCCUGCAAUACACCACCCCCCCAAUCACCACCCGUCCCCAGAGCCGCGGAGACGACAUCUAA
Messenger RNA from Astyanax mexicanus (Mexican tetra), 598 nucleotides. RefSeq lists its product as uncharacterized. The transcript is spliced from 3 exons. The coding region runs from base 122 to 598 and encodes 158 amino acids. NCBI's taxonomy places the organism in Eukaryota, Metazoa, Chordata, Actinopteri, Characiformes, Acestrorhamphidae. The record is from RefSeq and is a predicted model, not a curated record.